Molecule: messenger RNA, 1157 nt
Organism: Fusarium odoratissimum NRRL 54006
Lineage: Eukaryota; Fungi; Ascomycota; Sordariomycetes; Hypocreales; Nectriaceae
Exons: 3
Coding region: 663-839 (58 amino acids)
Source: RefSeq, a predicted model, not a curated record
UGAGCGACUUCGGACCAUUUGCGCCGCAUCAACCAGACAUAGGCCCUUGAAAGCUCGCUUAUGAGACGAAUCUCUCGACAAGUCCGUUUUGCCUCUUGUCUAGGAUGCCGAGAUUGUGCCCCUGCUACUCCGUAGUCGGGAAGUGUUCAUAGAACAGACUCAUUCACCGGGCCGGCCUCUGGCCAUAUCAACGCACCCAAUCAGUCGUUGUCCAUCGCCAGAUUCCCGUCCCCAAUCCAUCAUACACAUACUAGGAUCCCCUAGACCAGCUGCAGCGCACUUCAUCCUCCUCGUUCCAGGGGUCACGCGCACGCUCUACCCCCGCUGAGAGAUCCCAUCAAUUCCCUGUCCGGGCAACCCGUACGACGUCAGUAUUGCGCCCAUGUCCUCCAGUCAAAUUCAAAGUCCUUGGCGAACCCCUGCUCUAUCCUCAAAGUUGAUGCCGGUCACACGUGCAAUUCAAAGGUCUUGUCAGUCAGUCACCAGAGCACAACCGGUCCGGCCAAGCAAUCGUUUGUAAUGCAAUCUUCCCAUCUUUUCUCCAAUUCAUCAUUAGUAUCAACAUCAUCGUAAAGCAAACAAUUGGCUUUUGAGAAAUACACUAAAGCACCGUCAACAACAUCUACCACUUACACACGGCAACAGACCAACAACCUUUCAGGAUGCUCUCCUUCGUCAACUACACUCCUCGACCUCACCCCGAGCACAAGAACAAGGAACAUUGCCGGGUUCACUCUAACCCAUCAAACAUUCCUCGCGAUAUCUCCAGCAAUACUCCAGCCACCGACCCCAAGUCUGCCAUCCCACGAUCUGCCGCUCCUCCUGCUCCAGCAGCCUGAGUGAGUUGACCACAUAGUUCAAUGCUUGCACAACAUAUGUCUUCAUGAAAUUCAACGUCUGAGGAUACCCGAGGAGUAAAAUGGUGUUUGUUUGGUAAAUCAAUUGGUCGUAAUAGGGUGGACAAAAUGGGUUAAUUGAGUUGAAAUUACGAUUCUCACAAUGCAACUAGCUACAGAGAACUGUCAUGAAUCAAAAAGGGAAUGUGUACUGCAGGGGGAAAAUACAUUAGCUAUCCGGGUAGCUGGUAUGGCCAAUUGAUACACUAUUUAAAAUCUAAGAUACAGUUGCUUGGUUGCUCCAUGCCCUAUUCAUCACCA